Alosa alosa (allis shad) is the source of this 3083-nucleotide messenger RNA. It is a transcript of the gene dnajc1, whose product is annotated as DnaJ (Hsp40) homolog, subfamily C, member 1. NCBI's taxonomy places the organism in Eukaryota, Metazoa, Chordata, Actinopteri, Clupeiformes, Clupeidae. The record is from RefSeq and is a predicted model, not a curated record. Gene Ontology annotation, cellular component: endomembrane system. The transcript has 11 exons. Bases 161 to 1786 code for a protein of 541 amino acids.
CUUUAAGAGCAAUGGGGAAGUGGUAGCCACGUUCGACUACAGGAGGAAAAGAGAGUAUGCCUUGACUUGCAGGCCCAACAGAAGAAUCUGAUAUAUCAGUUGUUUUUGAGGCUUCUAGAGUGCCAUAGUUUUUUUAGAAUUAAAAGGGAAACCUUUAAGAAUGACCUCAUCAUGGGUCUCCAUGUGUGCUUUACUUCUUUGCCUUUCUAUCGAGAAACCAAUCCCCACACUUGCAUGGGAUGCAGACCUGGAGCUGUUCGAUCUCGUUGAAGAAAUACCGCAAACAUUCUAUGAAUUCUUGUCUGUGGAUCAGGAUGCUUCGUCCGCAGACAUUAGGAAGGCCUAUCGAAGGCUUUCCCUCACCCUGCAUCCAGACAAGAACAAAGAUGAAAAUGCAGAAACGCAGUUCAGGCAGCUUGUGGCAAUUUAUGAGGUCUUGAAGGAUGAAGAAAGGAGACAAACGUACAAUGACAUUCUGGUCAAUGGACUCCCUGAUUGGAGACAGCCAGUGUUCUACUACCGGCGGGUGAGGAAGAUGAGCAAUGCAGAGCUAGGCUUCCUCCUCUUCCUGAUCUUGACUGUCGGUCACUACGCAGUCAUAUGGUCUAUUUAUCUGGAGAAGCAGCUGGAUGAACUUCUGAGUAAAAAGAAGAAAGAGAAAAAGAAAAAGAUGAGUAACAAGGGCACGGAGGAUGGGAAGGGUGUCAACCAGGAGAAGAAUGAGCGGUCCUAUGACAAACCCCAGUGGCAUGACAUCCUGCCGCUCAAACUGAGCAUCUGGCUGUACUUCUCCGUGAAGUCCCUCCCUCAGGUCAUUCAGGAGGUGAAGCAGUACUAUGAAGACUAUCAAGCAUUGAAGGUCAAAGAGAAGGAGGAAGCUGAGGCCUUGGCUGCACAGGAGGCACAACAAAAGGAAAAGCGUCCUAAAGUAAAGAAGCCAAAGAUAGAGUUCCCUGUCUAUGAGCCCAGCGCCUUCGAUACAAACUAUGCAGCUCCGUACGACCAGGCAGCGUCCAUUGAAGACAUCGAGGACCAGAUGGAUGACUGGCUAGAAGAAAAAAAAUCUCAGAAAAAGAAAGUCCCCGAGUGGACAGAGGAGGACCUCAGCCAGCUCAGCAGGUGCAUGGUGAAGUUUCCAGGGGGCACUCCGGGACGGUGGGAGAAGAUUGCCCAUGAAUUGGGCAGGUCCGUGUCAGAGGUAACUGCAAAGGUCAAACAAGCCAAAGACAAUAUCACCAUCACACCAGGGCUGGUGAAGCUCUCCGAUCUGAAGGGUGCCUCUGUAGGGGGUAAAGUGUCCAAAGCAGGGGCGGUGCCGGACAACCUGAUGACCCAGCGUGAGGAGCUGCCACUGGCCCAGGAGCAGCUAGCGGAGCCAGACGGCGGCGAGGAGACGGAGGCGAAGGGCCUGAGGAGGAGGGCGAAGAGGGCAGCAGCCGGCGCGGGGGUAGGGAGCGGGAGUGGCGCUGGGGAGGACAAGCCCAGCCGGAGCCGUCGCCAGAGGGACUUUGAUCCUGACGCCGUGGAAGAGGACAGUGACGAGGACAGGCGGGCGCAAGCGCCAGCACCGCAGAAGGAGAAGGCCUGCGCUGCCCCUGCAGAGGAUUUGUGGACACAGAACCAGCAGAAGCUUCUAGAGCUGGCGCUGCAGCAGUACCCACGCGGCACCACGGAACGCUGGGACAGGAUCGCUAAAGUGGUGCCCGGAAAGAGCAAGGAGGAGUGUAUGAUUCGUUAUAAGUUGCUGGCUGAACUCAUACAGAAACGGAAGCAAGCGAAGAGCUGACUCCCCUCCGGCAGCCAUUUUGGGUUUUCACUUUACCUCUCACCUGUCUGUCAUGUGCCUUAAGCUCCACACUGAAAGAGAACCCAGUUACCAGACAUCUACAAUUCCCAAGAUUCUACUCGAUAUGGAAGCCUUAGCAUUAUACUUCAGGAGAAUUUCACAUCUCCUUUGUGAAACCAUCUGUUGCAAUAUAUGCUGAAAAUGUUUUUAUUUAUUUUUCAUUUUGCAUUUCAUCCUUUGCAUUGUCCCCUUUUUGCUUCAUAGUUUAUCUGUUUUCAGUGGGAAGCUGUCAACAUUGUUUAAGGUGUUUUUAUAAAUCCAUGAAUCAAAUAACUUUUCAGAGGCAUUAUGGAGUGUGUUCUUUUAAUCAUUAUUUCCAUAUACCAGUGUUCAGCUUUGUUAUCCACAGUGACUUACAGUUGUAAGUCACUGUGGAUAACAAAGGAAUGACAACCAAGCAACAGUGAGUUUGGAGACCUAUUUGGAGUAAAUACACAGUAUCAAGUCUACUCGAUCUGAUCAGGAAGUAGAAAGGAAAAGGGCCCAGUACACAAGUGUUACAAGGGUAGAAGGUGAAGACUCCUGAAGAUAGAGGGACACCCCUCCUCUGGUUACAUUUGUAAGCUCAUUAUAAAUGAGACAGCCUUGUGUAAAGGGAUGGCAAUACCAGACAUUGCUCCUGGGUGGGAUGCAAUGGACCGUAAGCCUACAUUUCGGUGGAUAGAAUAUGCAGACCCAGUAUUUGCUCUGCCAGUGUGCAUUUGUGACUGCAUGUGACCACUGCCAGUAUUUGUUUGUAUUUAUUCUGGGCACAAAAAAAAAUACUAUGAUUGACUUGGAUACUUCAAAAGUAUUAGUAUGCAUUUCACCAGUAACUAUAGUGUCACUUCUGGCCAUGUAUGGCAUAUAUGCUCAUGAGAGCUUGAUCAACACCAGAUUGUGUGGUCAGUCACAGCUCUGCCAAGCCAACUGGCAAUGAGACGAGGCCUACAUCACACCGAGAACACACAUGGCAUCUAAGCCACUGGCAAUGAGACGAGGCCUACAUCACACCGAGAACACACAUGGCAUCUAAGCCACUGGCAAUGAGACGAGGCCUACAUCACACCGAGAACACACAUGUACAAUCUGUGUUCACUUAGCUUCAUUCUAUAUCACUUGAUGAAAAAAAUCAUCUCAAAUCAUACAGCUGUGAAAGAAUCCAUAGCUCUGAAGCAAAAAGAAUUGGAGUCCAGCUCCAUGACUCCGCUGAAUAUUGGAAUGCUUCCUCUGACCAAUAAACCGCCUAUUUUCACAA